AUGGCAGGAGUCAACGGCGGUAAGCGCACACUUCCGUCUUCAUUCCUUCCUUCUCAGUCCCCGGAAGGAAGAUCUGGAAGUAGACGGCGUCUUACACCACCCAACACGCAGAGUGAAGGGUCGACCAUCAACUGGUCUUCAAGCCCCCCACGGUCGCUGCUAAAACGAGCAAAUGAGAAAUACCAGGAGUCCACCUCAACUCUGAGGGACUGUGAGGAUGAUGGCCGGGAUACCCCGAGGCUGUUCCAGUCAGAACCCAUCCGCACCGAACUCACCACAACAAUGGAGUCUUUUCCAUUUGAGCAAGACCAGAGUGUUUACACAUCUCAACACCCUCUCGUUCAUCGUGUACGCAGCCUUCUUCGCUCACGGGCUGUAGGAUGUGCGCUUUGUGCUUUCUAUGAAUGGGGUCCAAUUGUCAAUACACAUAAGCUCAAACGCUGUUCACAUCGCGAUGAAGCCAGCGAAGCGCGCCCUUGGCUCGAGAUGUUUCGAAGGUACCAAGCAUGUGGCGGCGGACCAGGAGCUCGAUGCGCCCACUGUCGAUUCCCGAUUAUGCUAUGUUCGCGGACCGUAUACCGCGAGAAAAUGGAUCUAAAGUAUGGCAGCGAAGCGGAGGCCCUUGAAAAGGAAGACAUUUUGUACGACGAGGUACAGUGUAGAUGGGUCAAGACGAUGCAACGAUUUGUGACAUCAUGCCUUGUGUUCCAGGGAAGCGGGAAAGACGACGGUAUAAGCCGGCUCGGCGGUACGGUAUUGGAAAUGAUGGGAUGGCAGGAUUGGAAAGGCUUGAAAGAAAAUGGGCCGGAGCACAUUCGAGGAUGGUUGGAGGAGAUGGACGAGAUAAGAGGGUUACGAUGUCCACGGCUACUCAAAUUGUUUUGGUUACUAGCCGAGAGUCCAUCUAGCUAUUAA
This is a messenger RNA of Fusarium poae, 915 nucleotides long. RefSeq lists its product as uncharacterized. The transcript has a single exon. The coding region runs from base 1 to 915 and encodes 304 amino acids. NCBI's taxonomy places the organism in Eukaryota, Fungi, Ascomycota, Sordariomycetes, Hypocreales, Nectriaceae. The record is from RefSeq and is a predicted model, not a curated record.